AUGGCCAGCUCGGAGCACAACCGGAUAGCCCAACCCACAGAAAUCCCCAUCCCAGAAGAGAAGCGUCAACUCCACGAACAAGCCGAAAUGGCCGCCUUUGCUCUCAAAGCUCAAUUACGACGGAACAUGCUCAAGACCCUCAAGACACAACAAGUCCUUAGAGUGCUUCUCGACGAGCCAUUCUUCAAACGGGCCAAUAACGUCGGGUGCUAUCUGAGUAUGAAGAAAGGCGAGCUCCAAACAGACGGGAUCGUAGACCAUCUCUUACGGCGAGGCUCAUCACUAUACACCCCCUACAUCCCCGCCCCUCCAAAACACUCCCACAACCCCUCAGCACCCUCACCCUCCUCCCCCGCACCGGAGGAGGAUAUGAAGAUGCUUCGGCUGUAUUCGAAAGAAGAUUUGGAAAGAUGUCCGGAGGAUAGGUGGGGUAUUGUGGAUCCGGGGCUUGAGAGGAAAGAUGGGGAGGGCGGGUUGAGGGAAGAUGUGAUGAGUGCCAACACGCCAGGACUCGACCUGAUCCUCAUCCCCGGAGUAGCUUUCGACCAAGAAUGUAACCGACUCGGAAGAGGAAAAGCCUAUUACGACCGUUUCCUCGAACGAUACACAUCUUCCAACAAACCUCGUCCCCUCCUCGUCGCCCUAGCCCUCUUCCCCCAGAUCCUUCCAUCUCUGGAGAGCGUACCGACGACAGAACACGAUUUCACCCUAGACGCCGUCGUCUCGCCUGAAGGUCUUGUCUGGGGACAUCCGGAAAGCUUUGAGAGGGCCAUGUCUAUGGUAGGGCGGGGAUGA
This is a messenger RNA of Cryptococcus wingfieldii CBS 7118, 795 nucleotides long. Its product is annotated as 5-formyltetrahydrofolate cyclo-ligase. Gene Ontology annotation, cellular component: mitochondrion. The record is from RefSeq and is a predicted model, not a curated record. Lineage: Eukaryota; Fungi; Basidiomycota; Tremellomycetes; Tremellales; Cryptococcaceae. Gene Ontology annotation, biological process: tetrahydrofolate interconversion; folic acid-containing compound biosynthetic process. Gene Ontology annotation, molecular function: 5-formyltetrahydrofolate cyclo-ligase activity. The coding region runs from base 1 to 795 and encodes 264 amino acids. The transcript is spliced from 6 exons.